Penicillium diatomitis is the source of this 660-nucleotide messenger RNA. Its product is annotated as coatomer subunit zeta. Lineage: Eukaryota; Fungi; Ascomycota; Eurotiomycetes; Eurotiales; Aspergillaceae. Bases 1 to 660 code for a protein of 219 amino acids. The transcript has 2 exons. The record is from RefSeq and is a predicted model, not a curated record. Gene Ontology annotation, biological process: intra-Golgi vesicle-mediated transport; intracellular protein transport; retrograde vesicle-mediated transport, Golgi to endoplasmic reticulum. Gene Ontology annotation, cellular component: COPI vesicle coat.
AUGCCAGGCCCUUUGUCGUUAUUCUCCGUAAAUGCGGUCCUCAUAAUGUCGGCAGAUGAUGGAUCCCGCAUCCUCGCCAAAUACUAUGCCGCUCCACACCCGCCUACAGGCACAGCACCCACUUCCACCGACUACCCUGGUGCCAACCCAUACCCCACUGUCAAAGAGCAGCGAGCUUUCGAGAAAGGAUUGCUUGAGAAGACAAACAAGUCCACCAGCGAUGUCAUUUUAUACGAUAACAGGAUCGUGGUCUUCAAGAUGGAGAGCGACGUGAUGAUCUAUGUUGUUGGAAGCGCCGACGAGAACGAAGUGCUGCUGUACAAUGUUGUCUUGUCCUUGCGGGAUGCGCUUGGAAUACUCUUCAAGUAUGUUGUAACGUUUUCUCUAGGCCCUGAACAGAUCCGAGGAAUCUGGCGCAUGGGUGCCACCGACAAGCGGACUAUCGUGGAGAACUACGACCUUGUCGCACUCGCAAUCGACGAGACCAUCGACGAUGGAAUUAUCCUUGAGACCGACCCUGUCAUGAUUGCUUCUCGUGUCAGCCGUGCUCCCGCCGCGGAUGCGCCCAAUAUGAAAAACAUUGACCUCUCGGAACAAGGUCUCAUGAAUGCCUGGGAGUUCGGCAAGCGGCGCCUGGCCGAGGGUCUGCGACACAUGUAG